This is a messenger RNA of Vigna angularis (adzuki bean), 934 nucleotides long. RefSeq names its product expansin-A16. Bases 38 to 871 code for a protein of 277 amino acids. Lineage: Eukaryota; Viridiplantae; Streptophyta; Magnoliopsida; Fabales; Fabaceae. Gene Ontology annotation, cellular component: extracellular region. The transcript has 3 exons. The record is from RefSeq and is a predicted model, not a curated record. Gene Ontology annotation, biological process: plant-type cell wall organization.
UAUUGGAGAGAACUGAAACCAAAUCUGAAAAGUUGUCAUGGCUUUCCUCUCGGGAGCCAUCCUAACCACAACAUUGCUCUUUCUUGUUGCAUUCUCACUUCCUAAUGUCCAUGCUGCUGGCAAAAGCACUAACAAAUAUAACAAGAAAGGUGAACUCAGAAAGCAUCGUCCCAUUUUUAGGCCUACUGGAUGGAAGAAAGCUCUUGCAACUUUCUACGAUGGAGACACUAAAACAUUUGGUGGAGCUUGUGGGUACGAUGAUGUGGUUAAGGAUGGCUAUGGCCUAGACACGACAGCAUUGAGUUCAGUUUUGUUCAAGGAUGGACAGACAUGUGGUGCAUGUUACGAGAUCAAAUGUGUAAAUUCUCGUGCGGGAUGUAAGGCAGGGAAAUCCUCUAUUUUUGUGACGGGAACCAACCUUUGCCCUCCAAACUACGAUAUACCAGGUGAUGAUGGAGGAUGGUGCAACCCACCACGCGAACACUUUGAUUUGGCCAAACCUGCAUAUCUCAAAAUUGCAGAGUAUAAGGCUGGCAUAGUCCCAAUCAAUUAUCGCAGGGUACCAUGCAAGAAGAAAGGAGGAAUUCGGUUCACUAUUACUGGGAAUCCUUAUUUUAAUUUGGUAUCAGUGUGGAAUGUUGGAGGAGCUGGAGACAUCACAGAAGUGCAGGUAAAGGGUAACAAGAAAAUCAAGCAUUGGACAAAUUUGAAGCGAAAUUGGGGUCAAAAAUGGCAAAGUGAUGUCAUGUUAGUGGGAGAGGCAUUGUCUUUCAGAGUGAGAAGCAGUGAUCUCAGGUACUCUACCUCUCGCUGGAUAGCUCCCAGUAAUUGGAAAUUUGGUCAGACUUUUGUUGGCAAGAACUUCGCUUAGAUCUUUCUCUGCAACUUGCUCCUUCUAUCUAGGAAGUGACUAGGUUACUUGUCUACUUAGCAA